ACAGCUGACAAGUGGGAUUAGAAUCUGGGAUUAGAACCCACAUCCAAGGUCAAGGCCCUGGGGGAUUCCUGUGGGUAUCGAAAUGGAAACUGGACAUGUCUACAAUUUCUCUCUUCCAGUAGGACAACGGGCUCCAGAAGUGUACCCACUGUAUGCAGGGUGUGGAAGCCCUGCCCCUGCAGAGGACAAGGUGACCUUGGUCUGCUUGGCAACCAACUUUUCCCCAAAUGAUUUGGCUUUCACCUGGAACAUCAAAGAUGAUGUGAAGAACUUUCCAUCCGUCCGAAGGUCUGACAUGACAUACAUAGAGAGCAGCCAACUCACCUUCCCAGCCUCAAAGUGGGACUCUGAGACACCCACUUGCACGGUGAAACACAAUCAGCAAAAAGAAAAGAAAAUCAUUGUGUUUAAACGCCAAGACCAAAGGAUGCAGCCACCCAGAGUGCAUCUCUUGCCCCCACCCUGCGUUGGCACCUCAGAGGGUGGCACUGUGGAACUCAUCUGCCUGCUGCUUCAGUUCAAGCCCAACUCCACAGAGGUGCAGUGGCUUUUGAAUGGGCGGGAGUUGAACAAACCCGCGCCCACCCUCUUUGCCGCCGACCAGGAUGGCUCUUUCAUGGCCCGCAGCCUCCUGAGAAUCUCCAGUUCGAACUGGGAGGGCGGGGACACGUUCACCUGUAGGGUCACGCACCCUGCCCUGAAGGAGGGCCCGGAGCUCUACAACAGCAGCAAGUGCUCAGCCUGUCACAGCCAUGCCACUGCGAUGACCCUAUACCUCUUCGCACCCUCCUACGAUGAGCUGGUCAGGGGGAAUGGGAAGGGCCACGCGACCUGCCUCGUGCUGGGCUACGACUUAGCCAGUGUCCAGAUCAGCUGGCAAGUGAAUGGAGUUGUCACUGAGGGCCAGACGGGGGUCACGAGGCAUGAAAGCAAUGGAACGGAGAGCAGGACAAGCACCCAGACCAUCUCACUGGCUGAUUGGAAAGCUGGCAGGAGGUACAUCUGCAGAGCCAAGCAUCCUUGCGUGAAGGAAGUCACUCAGGAGCUGUCCACGUUCGACCCCAAGACCCCCACGAAGAAGCCCUCAGUGUCCGUCUCCCGGGUUUUCUCAGAAGAUUCCCCAGGAGAGGAAGAUCAUCCGACUCUGCUCUGCAACAUUCGAGGUUUCUAUCCCAAAGAGCUCAGCGUCAGCUGGGAGAACAACAGCCACCCACUCCCCAGGACCUUGUACAGCAGCGGGCCCGUGGUGGCCACUGGCAACGAGGCCUUCUCCACAUACAGCCUCCUGCGUGUGGGCCCCGGGGAGAGAGGAGGGGCCUACACCUGUGUUGUGAUGCAUCCGUCAACAGACCGGCCCACUCGUUCCAACAAGGUUUCAUUUGACUGGGCUCUCUCCAGGGCCCCAGAGGUGUCCAUCACUGGCCAUCCUGCUUGCAAUGCCCCGGGAGCUGAGACCAGUGUCUUCCGCUGCUCUGCCAGUAACUUCUUUCCCGCGGGAGCUGAGAUCCUCUGGCUGGUGAAAGGGCAGGAGCAGCCGGGGUUGACCCAGACCAUCACCCGGAGUCGGGAUGGCCGGUACAGCGCCAGCCUGGAGCUCUCGGUGCCCAACGCCCAGUGGAACCAGCUGGCCGAGUUCACCUGCCGGGUCAGCCACGCUGGAGCCACGCAGCAAAAAAACCUGAGCAAGUGUGCAGUCUGCCAGGACAGCACCCCCCAGCCCACUCUCUACCUCCUGCCCCCACCCCUGGAAGGCUUGGUGCUCCGGGCGGAAGCGCUCCUGACCUGCCUGGUGGUGGGCUACCAGCUGGACCAGGCCACACUGACGUGGGAAGUGGAUAAAAAGCCCCUUGCCGGAAGCCCCAGCGUAAGAGCCCUAGUGACGCACGACAAUGGCACCCAAAGCCUCCGCAGCCACCUGAACCUCUCCCGGACCGACUGGGAAGCUGCUCACACCGUCCUUUGCAGGGUAUCCCACCGCUGUCUGUUUGCCCCUCAAGAGGAGACCCUCCAACCACUCAGAGGUGCUGACCCUCCCAGGAAGCUUUCCAUCCAUGUACUACAUCCGAGCCUACCUCAGUCCUCGGCCGAGGCCUCCGCUUGGCUCUUGUGUGAGGUCUCCAACUUCUCCCCAGCUGAGAUCUUCCUGACAUGGUGGGAGAACGAGACGAGUGUCAGCCCCUCCUGGUUCACCACCACGGCCCCCUUUGCCCAGCCUGGAAAUGCCAUGUAUUCGACCCAGAGUCUUCUGCGAAUACCAGCCUCUCAGGGACACAUGGCCUCCACAUAUACCUGUAUGGUUGGGCAUGUCUCCUCCCCUAGCAUGCUCAACAUCAGCAGGAAUGGAGUGUUCGAUUUCCUGGAACCAGCCCGGCCUCUGGUCACCGCCUUCCACGAACCCAGCGGGAGCAGUCGGGAGAAGCUGGUCUGCCUGGCCACUGACUUCCGCCCCAAGGACAUCGACAUGAAGUGGGAGGUGAGAGGUCAGGAGCGCCGCUGCAGCGAUUCCCUCCCUAGCAAGGCUCUAGGCAAUGGCAUGUUCCAGCAGAGUUGUGCCUUGCUGUUAAGUCUGGAGGAGUGGACCCAGCCGGAGACAUACACCUGUGUGGUGAACCACAGCUCGGAUACGGCUGCCGUGAGGAGGGAGCUGACCUCCACCCAGUGUCCAGCCUGGAGUCCGACCGCCCACACCCUACCCCCAUCCUUCGAGUGGCUGUUGCAGAAUGAGACGGUAGUGCUGACAUGUGUGACCGACAUGUUCAACGCGAGUGUGGAGUGGACGGCAGGAGAGGAGCUGGCUGCUUUGGAGACGGUGGAGAACAAAAAGGAGAAAUUCCCCAAUGGGAGUAGCUGGCUCUUCAGCCAGUUGAAAGUCAAUUUCAGUGUCUGGAACAGCACAGAAUCCUUCAGCUGCCAGGUCAAGGAUGGCCAGAGUGAACUGAGGGUCAACGUCACUCAUAUUCCCGGUCCUGUUAAGGCCCCCAAAGUUUACCUCUUCCCGCCCCCGACUGAGGAGAUGAGUCGAGGUCCCUCUCUCACCUUGGUCUGCCUAAUCAAAGACUUCUACCCAGCCAGCAUCCUGGUGCAAUGGCAGGAGGGCAGUGCGGUGUUAGAAACCCAAGCUGCCCAGAGCCAGAACCCAAGCUGUGACCACCAGAGCCGGAGGUGCUCUGCGGUCAGCAAGCUGGAGAUCCCGAAGAGCCGAUGGAUGGCCAGGACCCGAUACCACUGUCAGGUGUUCCACAUCUCCCGCAGAGGGAUCCUAAUCCGAAACGCCAGCACCCAUUAUGACCCGAGAGUGAUAGAUUUCACCUUCAAAGACGAGAACAAUGAUGAUUACACCGAGAUGGAUGAGUCCAACAACGUAUGGCCCACCGUGUCCACCUUCGUAGCCCUCUUCCUCCUUACUCUGCUGUACAGUGGUUUCGUCACCUUCAUCAAGGUGAAAUAAUCCUAUGCCCACCAGUGAGGAAGCCCUGGGGGAGUAACUUUCUCAUCACAGAAGAAAUAUUCUACUUGGCUUCCUCCAGUUGGUUUUCCUCCUGAGCCUGAGAUCAUACAAACUAGUGAAUAAAGCUGCUCCUCCCAGAUGUUCAGAGAGUAGGCCGAGUUACGAGUCAAGACUGACAGGAAUCAGCCUGUCUUCAAUCCUGCAAAACCUGCACUCGUUGUGCUUGGCGUCCAUUUAGAGUCUCUGUCCUCCUACCAGCCAGUUGCUUCGCUGACCACAGAUUCCCAUCCCCUACCUUCCUAUCCUGCCUUCAAGUGACCCCACCCAACUCCAAUCCCAAAUCCAAGUCAUCAUGCUCUCCACGGCUGCUGAACCACUGUAAUCUCUAGCAUCCUGCUCCUUCCUACCCCGUCCUCCUCUUGGACCCUUCCCCCCACACUACUCCAAAUGGACUCCUUUCUACAUUGACCACUCUCCCCUUCUCUCCAUCCCCUGGAAGCUGCUCAGAUCAAAGGUCCCUAUCCUGCCUGCUUCGAGCCACUCAAGUGGUCAACCUAAGCCCUGAUCCACCCAUAAACUCAUCUGCCAGUCACUUCCAGGGCCAUUUCCGCUGCCUGCUGAGGUGGAGACAAGCAUGAGUGGUGCCAAGUUCCUUUCCAAAGUGUUGUCUCUCAAGGGACCACCUGGACCAUCCUGCUUUAACGUUCACCCUAAUACAUCUAGUCCCGGUUACUGUUUUCUGUCUGCCAUUUUGGGUUAGGGGUGUCCUCUCUAUGAGCUUGAGAGCUGCUUGUCAGUAUUUGCUUCACAAUAAAGCUGCCAUUUUCAUUCA
This is a messenger RNA of Ornithorhynchus anatinus (platypus), 4280 nucleotides long. RefSeq lists its product as uncharacterized. Bases 83 to 3448 code for a protein of 1121 amino acids. The transcript is spliced from 12 exons. NCBI's taxonomy places the organism in Eukaryota, Metazoa, Chordata, Mammalia, Monotremata, Ornithorhynchidae. The record is from RefSeq and is a predicted model, not a curated record.